UUGCGGAUUUUGUACAUCCCAAACUGGCAACCUGCGUGUCGUUCAGGGGGAGGCGCUAGUCCACAGUAGUUUCUGGAAGGAACCUCAUGCUUGCACCAUGGAGAACGUUUCAACAUUGAAAGACCAGGGCAACAAAGCGCUGAGUGCAGGAAAUAUUGAGGAGGCUGUACGUUGCUAUACCGAAGCUUUGGCCCUCGAUCCUUCAAACCAUGUCCUGUUCAGUAACCGCUCAGCUGCCUAUGCCAAGAAAGGCAACUACGAGAAUGCUCUCCAGGAUGCCUGUCAGACCAUCAAGAUCAAGCCUGACUGGGGCAAGGGCUACUCCCGCAAAGCUGCAGCAUUGGAAUUUCUUGGCCGAUUGGAGGACGCCAAAGGAACUUACCAAGAGGGAAUGCGGCAAGAGCCUAGUAAUCAGCAGCUGAAGGAGGGUUUACAGAAUAUUGAGGCCCGGCUUGCAGAGAAAUCAAUGAUGAACCCCUUCGCCAUGCCCAACUUGUAUCAGAAGCUGGAGAAUGAUUCUCGGACCCGUGAGCUGCUGUCAGAUUCCAGCUACAGAGAACUGCUGGAGCAGCUCAGGAACAAACCGUCGGAGCUCGGCACGAAGCUGCAGGAUCCCAGAGUGAUGACUACUCUCUCUGUGCUGCUGGGACUGAACCUCUCUGAGAUGGACGAAGAAGAGGAGCACACUCCCCCUCCUCCCCGCAAACCCAAAGAGACUCAGCCACCUCCUCCUAAAGAGGAAGACCUUCCCGAAAACAAGAGAAAGGCCUUGAAAGAAAAGGAACUUGGGAAUACUGCUUAUAAGAAUAAGGACUUUGACGCAGCGCUGAAACAUUACGACGAAGCAAUCAAACAUGACCCCACCAACAUGACCUACGUAUCUAAUCAAGCGGCUGUGUACUUUGAGAUGGGAGAUUUCGAGAAGUGCCGAGAGCUGUGUGAGAAGGCCAUUGAUGUUGGCAGAGAGAACCGGGAAGACUACAGACAAAUCGCUAAGGCCUUGGCUAGGAUUGGAAACUCGUACUUCAAGCAGGAGAAAUACAAAGAAGCGAUUCAGUAUCUGAACAAGAGUUUGUCGGAGCAUCGUACUCCCGAUGUCUUGAAGAAGUGUCUACAGGCAGAGAAGAUAUUGAAGGAGGAGGAGAAAAUGGCGUACAUCAACCCCGACUUAGCCCUGGAAGAGAAGAGCAGGGGCAACGACUCCUUCCAGAAAGGAGACUACCCCGUAGCCAUGAAACAUUACUCUGAGGCCAUCAAGAGAAACCCCAAGGAUGCCAAACUCUUCAGUAACAGAGCUGCCUGCUAUACAAAGCUGUUGGAGUUUCAACUUGCCCUGAAGGAUUGUGAAGAGUGCAUCCGACUUGAGCCCUCCUUCAUAAAAGGCUACACACGUAAAGCAGCCGCCUUGGAGGCCAUGAAAGACUAUACAAAAGCUAUGGACGUGUACCAGAAGGCUCUGGAGCUGGACUCCUCCUCAAAGGAAGCCACAGAAGGCAUUCAGCGCUGUAUGGUCAGUCAGACCACCACGAGGACCGACACUCCCGAGGAAGUGAAGCAAAGGGCCAUGUCCGAUCCCGAGGUGCAGCAGAUUAUGAGUGACCCAGCCAUGCGCAUGAUCCUUGAGCAAAUGCAGAAGGACCCUCAGGCGCUUAGCGAUCACUUAAAGAAUCCAGUCAUUGCCCAGAAGAUUCAGAAACUCAUUGAUAUCGGACUGAUAGCCAUUCGUUGAUGAGAACCAAGAGACUUCAGGACAUCGGAACAACGUGCAAAUCCCUCCGACUAUUACGCCCUCCUUUCUUGCCUUCAAAUUCAAAAUGAUAUUGUCGUUGGUCUCCCUGAGACUUUGUGUGUAUGUUAUGGUUCUUUUUUUAAAAAUCAGUUUCACAACUUUUUCAUUGUAUUUAAGAAAGCAUCUUGUAUGUCAUCUGGAAAAACUUCAGGACUCCAGAAAACAACUGGCUUCAUGUGUACAGAUGCUGAAACACAUCUUAAAAAUAAACGGCACGAUUCAGUGCAUUGUUUAAAGGGGAAAUCCACCCUGAAGCAGUUCACAUAUUCCUAUUGGUCUAAGGAAAUAUAACUAAAAGAAACGAAGAAGAAUUUCUACUCUCAAAAUAAAGGUUGUAUUGUAGAUCACAAA
Anarrhichthys ocellatus (wolf-eel) is the source of this 2140-nucleotide messenger RNA. It is a transcript of the gene stip1, whose product is annotated as stress-induced phosphoprotein 1. The record is from RefSeq and is a predicted model, not a curated record. The transcript has 14 exons. Lineage: Eukaryota; Metazoa; Chordata; Actinopteri; Perciformes; Anarhichadidae. Gene Ontology annotation, molecular function: Hsp90 protein binding. Bases 98 to 1729 code for a protein of 543 amino acids.